Dicentrarchus labrax (European seabass) is the source of this 4236-nucleotide messenger RNA. RefSeq names its product solute carrier family 25 member 10b (gene slc25a10b). Bases 490 to 1350 code for a protein of 286 amino acids. The record is from RefSeq and is a predicted model, not a curated record. The transcript is spliced from 11 exons. Gene Ontology annotation, cellular component: mitochondrial membrane. Gene Ontology annotation, biological process: oxaloacetate transport; phosphate ion transmembrane transport; succinate transmembrane transport. Gene Ontology annotation, molecular function: thiosulfate transmembrane transporter activity; oxaloacetate transmembrane transporter activity; sulfate transmembrane transporter activity. NCBI's taxonomy places the organism in Eukaryota, Metazoa, Chordata, Actinopteri, Moronidae.
UGUGAGCGGUGAAAGUGGGCUGAGAGAGAGAGCGUGCAGUUCGGGGCUUCAGCAUUCUCAUACCCCGCUGUCGACCUUUGGAUCUCGGAGCCCGGGGCGGGUAGGCAGCUCCACCGUCCACGGUGGCAAUUGGCUGCGCUCUUCUCUUCUGUCUUCAGCCGCUUCCUAUUGCACACCGUGAACCAAACACAGCAGACAGUGCGCGCGCACUCACACUCACUCUUUUUCGCAAGCACGCACGCAAUGUCUCGUGAGUGCGCGCGACUCCGCUGGAGCCCAAAGUCCCCCCCGGUCCGAGGAGCAUCUCUUAUCGCAAUGUUUGAAGAUUAACGAGGUUAGCCGUGUCCUGUAAAGCACAAGCUACAGCCAGCUGAAGCCUUCAGGCCAGAAAGCCGACAGAGCAGGCGGACCGCAGCGUGUCAAGGCGGACUGGGAGGCAGGAAGUCACCGCUGUAGCUGCUGCAUCAGACUACGGCAUAGCGCGGCACCAUGACCGAGAAACGGAUGUCGCGGUGGUAUUUCGGUGGGCUGGCGUCCUGCGGAGCCGCCUGCUGCACGCAUCCUUUGGAUCUCAUCAAGGUGCACCUUCAGACACAGCAGGAGGUGAAGAAGAGGAUGAUGGGGAUGGCCAUUCAUGUGGUGAAGAGCGAUGGGGUGUUGGCUCUUUACAAUGGCCUCUCUGCCUCCCUUUGUAGACAAAUGUCCUAUUCCCUCACCAGAUUUGCAAUCUACGAGACCGUAAGGGACAUGAUGGGCAGCUCAAGCCAGGGCCCCAUGCCCUUUUACCAGAAGGUCCUGCUGGGAGCCUUUGGAGGUUUUACUGGUGGGUUUGUUGGCACGCCAGCUGACAUGGUGAAUGUCAGGAUGCAGAACGACAUGAAACUACCACCAGAGCUGAGGAGAAACUACAAACAUGCCAUUGAUGGACUCUUCAGAGUCUUCAGAGAAGAGGGCAUGAGGAGACUGUUCUCAGGAGCCACCAUGGCCUCCAGCAGAGGAGCCAUGGUCACUGUGGGACAGCUGGCGUGUUAUGACCAGGCUAAGCAGCUCGUGUUGGGAACAGGCAUAAUGGGAGAUAACAUACUCACACACUUUCUUUCCAGCUUCAUUGCCGGAGGGUGUGCUACAUUCUUGUGUCAACCUCUGGAUGUACUAAAGACGAGACUGAUGAGCUCAAAGGGAGAGUACACAGGGGUGACGCAUUGCCUACGAGAAACUGCCAAACUGGGUCCCAUGGCAUUUUACAAGGGUCUCGUCCCCGCAGGGAUCCGCUUGAUUCCUCAUACAGUGCUCACCUUCAUCUUCCUCGAGCAGCUCAAGAAAUACUUUGGAAUUUGCAUUAUCUCCUGAGCACACUCUGUGACCAGCUGCUCUUCACCCACCAACAGUGCUGCUCACAACACACCUUGAUCAUGCUACUCUCUGCAUUUCUAAGAAAAUAAGGGAAGAAAGGGAGUCGUGUACAGUUUAUUACAGGCUUGUGCAUGUUUUCCUUCUCCUUUUGCUCUACCUCUUUCUAACGGCUCGAAGCGAAAUUAUUCUGAUCAUUAUGAGUAGCAACUUCUUGAGGGGACAAAUACUGGAAUUAACAGAAGAGUUCCUCUGUCAAUGUAGAUGAUCAAUAUGAUCCUAAAUAUAAAGCUGCUGCAAUGGCAUUAUUAGAAUGACCUGCCAGAUUUAGAGAGGAGAUUAGGAUCAGCUUAAGCAGAUGUUUAAUGUGGUUAUCCAGUAUCCAGUAAUUUCAGGUACGUUAGUUACGUGACAGGAUGAGAGUUAUUGAGAUUAAAGGAAUGGUUUUGUUUUUUUGUAGAGGGGUUGUAUGAGGUUCUUAUCCGUAGUUAGUGUAUUACCUACAGUAGACGGCGGUCAGCAUGCCUCCAAAUGUCAGUUUGGAGAAGCAGACAGGAGUACCAGCACAGAAGCUAACUGGUGUGUACGGGGGCAAAAAAAAUGCAAAUCAGUUUGUGCAAUACUUAAAAUACUUUUCAUGCUUUACUUUAGCUUUACUUCAAUGUAUUACGACUCAGAUCAAAGUUGCAAAAUCGGACUGAAAUCAAACUACACGAUUCUAAAGAUUUAAAAGAUGGUGUUUGCUUGUGUUUUUCCAGGAUCUUCAAACAAAGAAGUGUUCUGUUCACCGUAUAGAUUUGACUGUUUUUCUGUGAUAUUGACCUUAAACAGCUGUGGACAUAAUUUCCCCAGAGCUGACACACUGCUGUGGAAAUGAGUCUGGCUAUGCAGGACUGUAGUUUCCAUCCCCCCCCUUUGACACAUUCAGUAUCCAUCCUCAAAAGAAAGCUCUACGGUUGAGAAAAUGUAGUGGCAAAGCUAAGGGUCUGUCUGACGGCCUGGCAAAGCUGUGAAAAUAUUCUAAAUGCAGCAUACCGUUAAACUGAUAUAAAGUAUUUGAGGUGGGCCUUUUUUUGCGCCCCCAUCGUCCACAGCAGUACUUUGCUGUGCUUCUGUGCUGGCACUCCAGUCUGCUUCUCCAAAGUGGGGGCGCACUGACGGCCAUCUACUGUAGAAAUACAGUCACUGUUGAUAAGUACCUCAUACAACCCCACUUCAAAAACUCCAAAGUAUCCCUUUAAGUGUUAAAAGGAGCAAUUCUGUCAUGUUGAUGACAGACUAAUGUUAACUUUGAAUAAUUCCAGAUCAGGUUUUGUGAUUUAUUUUUUAAUCUCAGCAGUUCUUAAAGCCCGGUUAACCCCAGUGGUAUAGACCGUCUUGAGUGUGUAACAAAAUACCUUUUUCAAAGCAGCCAUUUUGCCAACAUGCACAAUAGCAUAACCUAGAUUUAUUUUGAGCUGAAUGAAAUGGAACCUUAAUUAAUAUCACUGGAUAUUAUGGAUAUUAAGGACCCUACUAUUUCAUGUAAAAAUGGCUGCUGUGAAAAAGGUCUAUUGUGGCUCUAAAGUUUGUGCCAGGAAUGUGUUUCCUUAUUAGUCCUUUCCACCACUUGUGUUGUGUCAUUGUGUCAUUGUGUCAGGCCAGAACAUAGUCUGUAAUUAGGUUGAAGUACAGAAUCAAAACAAACACAGUGUAGCCUUCAUCAGUGCCAUUCUUACAAUCUAUAAUAUUUCCCAAAAGCCAUCGCUAAAACAUGACUGAACAAACUUUUAUGCAACUACAUAGUAAUCAUUCCCAACAGUGGUGACCAAAUGUGAUGCACCCUGAAUUGAUCAAGUUCAUUUAUUUGUUUGCCUUUCUAAAUGAAUGAUUUUAGAAUUGUCAAUCAACCAGGAGCAGGUUAAAAUGUCUGUAACUUUUACCUGAUUCUCCUUUACUUCUUUCUGAUCCUCUGUCAUCAUUUCAUUAUCAAAGCUUUUGGAGAAGAGGACCAAGCUCUUUUGUCUUUUUAUUUUUUUAUUUUUUUUAAGUAAGGGGAGGAAUUUGUGGACAAACUGUGAAGAAGAUAGUUGAUAGUUGAAAUCCUGAUGAGCGUACAGUUUGACAGUGGCUCUUUUUAGUUUUCCACCAGUGAAAUUCUGUAUGACCACUUGAUCUCUUAAUGUUCUUACUGUUUUGAAUAAAGAUGCCUGUAGAGAACUGCUGCACCAUACAAGUGUACAUGUAGCAUACCACCUGUCAUGUUACUGUCUUGUUUAGCUGAAUUUGUGUUAGACUUUAGGACUCAGGAUGCUACUCUGUUUUAUGAGGCACUUUACUGACAUACUGACUAACCUGCUGCGUAGAAAAACAUGCUGCCAUACUAAAACAUGUUCUAAAAGUGAAAUUGUAGAUGUUUUAACAUGUUUAGAAUUUACAAUGUUAAUGGUUCGAAUUGAGGGCAGUCUCUUUUGUUUUGUGACUCUUUUCAGGCCAAUGAUAUGUUUGAAAGUUCAGUAAAUACAUUAACUGUUCUGUGCCUGCUCUGUUGACAGAGACAUUGUCAUGUUGCCUUACAGGAUGUGUCCUUUAGGGGGCAGUGUAGUAACGUGUGAAUGAUAUCAAUGCCAACAACCUGAAUGAUCCUCUCUUGAGCAUCCUAUUAAGCCUUGAACCUUCAUCCAAGGGUACAUUUAUUAAAAAAAAAAAAAAAAGAGACACAAACACCAUAACUGCAUGGUCUUAUGAUCAAAUGUUCCUUAAAAAUUUAGAUCAGCCAUAGUAAGUAAUGUUAACCCCAAAACUUUAUUCAUAUGCACAGAAAUUAAACUGGAGGGUGUUGUGGAUUUGUAUUUUGUGGAUCACUAACUAAUGAUUGUGGAAUUAAAAGACUAAUGUGAAAUAUGA